AUGGUACUAACGAAAGAGGAUAACAACGCGCCAGUGUUUGUUAUAAAUAAUUUUGAAGGUUCCAUUUACUACCAACUGAUGAAACAUAGGUGCCGAAUCGUGGCACCCCCAGUUAUUCUUAGAUGUGCUUUCAAUCGGCCUCUGCCAAUAAAGACUCGCCCUGUUUAUUGCCUAAGUAUGGAGAAUGCCAUCCUGUGUUUUAGUGGCUUCAAGACUAAAGAAAAUCUAACACUCCUGGUGGAUCUAGUCCACAGAAUGGGCGGCAGUAUAAGGAGAGAGUUCAGUUCAAGAGUAACACACCUCGUUGCAAACAGUACGUCUGGAGAUAAAUAUAGGGCUGCCGUGGGGAUGGGCACGCGCGUGAUGUCCGAAGAAUGGAUUCAUAAGUGUUGGGAGUUGAAGGAGGAGUCCUUCUUUGAUGCCAUAUCAUUUGAGGUUCGUUCCCAAUACAAGCUGAGUCCGUUCGCAUUCUCCGUCCUGAGUUUCUAUGGAUUUCCAAACGAUGAGAUCCGACACAUGGAAGAAGUUGCUUACGGGGCCCCGAUGACCACGCACCUCAUAGUGAACGAUCGGUCCGUUCGAUCCAUACCAUUUGAUCUGCACUGUAAACUGCACGUCGUCAAAUCAGAGUGGUUUUGGGCUAGCAUUCAGAUGGAAGCCUGUGCAGAUGAGAGUUUGUAUAUAUACGACGAAGAAACUGCAUGUUUGUAUCUUUCUGUAUAUUGUGUAUCAACGAUCGACAACAGCAACAACAAUAACAACGACAACAGCAAUGGAUGCGCCACCAUUUCCAUUAGCCACAGCAGCAGUGGCAGCAACUACUUCAAUCAAGAUAAUGCAACAUUAUUUGCUACAGCUACUGCUGCUACUACUUCUACUGCCAACAACAACAGCAACAACAACAUCAGCAGCUGUCACAGCAGCAAAAACAGUAGCAGCAACAUCAUCAGCAAUAGUAGAGAAAUGAUGAAAUUGACAUUAAGGCAGCAGACAGUGUUAGAGCUCUACCAAACGGAGAGAAACUACGUUGGCAUACUUGAUACCAUCAUCAAAGUAUUCAUGGAAGAAUUAGUGAGAGUCGAUCAGCCGGGCGGUCCGAUCCUCGACGCGCAAGAAGUCAAGUCGAUAUUCGGUGGCAUCGUGAACAUCCACGACAUACACGUUCAGAUCAGAGACGAGCUGAAUGAUGUCGUCAGUAACUGGCUAGAAGAUCUACCAGUUGGAAACAUCUUUAUUAAACAUUCUGAAGAACUGAUGAAAUUCUACCCCAACUUCAUUAAUUACUUUGAGAAGAGUAAGGAGUUCAUACAUUUUUGUGAUAAGUUUAAACCUAGGUUCCAUGCUUUCUUGAAGUUAUGUCAAUCAAAACCAGAGUGCGGUAGACAAACAUUGACUGAACUUUUAAUAAGGCCAGUCCAAAGACUGCCCAGUGUGACGCUGCUACUCAAAGAUAUUUUAAAGAGGACAGAGGAGAGCCACUUAGAUUAUAAACUACUGCAAGAUUCUAUCGUCCAUCUGGAAGCUGUUAUGAUGCAUAUAAAUGAAGACAAGAGAAAGUCAGACGGUCAUCAAGUCAUGUUUGAAAUUGUCAACGACAUUGAAAACUGCCCUGUGAGCUUGUUGUCAGCGCACAGAAGUUUCUCUACGAAAGUAGACGUAACUGAAGUUACCGACAGUCUGAUUGGUCGGGGCUCACAUCUUACACUCUUCAUAUUCUCUGAUAGUGUCGAGGUUGGUUUGUUAGUUGGUUGA
This is a messenger RNA of Helobdella robusta, 1752 nucleotides long. RefSeq lists its product as hypothetical. The coding region runs from base 1 to 1752 and encodes 583 amino acids. The record is from RefSeq and is a predicted model, not a curated record. Lineage: Eukaryota; Metazoa; Annelida; Clitellata; Rhynchobdellida; Glossiphoniidae. The transcript has 13 exons. Gene Ontology annotation, molecular function: guanyl-nucleotide exchange factor activity; GTPase activator activity. Gene Ontology annotation, biological process: mitotic cytokinesis; regulation of cytokinesis, actomyosin contractile ring assembly; activation of GTPase activity. Gene Ontology annotation, cellular component: cell cortex; nucleus.